AUGCCGUUCAUGGUCCCUGCCUUCUGUCCACUACAGACAGAAAGAGGUGUAUCUGUCAGCAAAGAGUAUGGUCCAAGGGGAGAAUGGGGCACAUUUCUGAGGCUGGAGUGUCAGCCAGAAAUCCUGCUCUCACCCAUGGCCCGGGCUGAGGAGAUAAAUGAUCAGUGGCUAACAUCACGUGUUGCUCUGCUAGAGGACCUAAAUUUAGUUCUCACAGGCACUGGGAGAGCUCAAGUGCUGGCAACAGGCAAGUCUGCUGGGACUGAGAUCGAUUUCAAGUACGUUGUUAUCGGUACGGCAUUAGGAGUAGCCCUAUCUGCCGGUUUCCUUGCCCUGAAGAUCUGCAUGAUCCGGAGACACUUGUCUGAUAAUGACUCUGCAGACCUAAAGAACACACCCCAGGGCGCCAUCUUGCUGAAGAAGAAAAGCCUCAGAGAUGCCCGGGCGAUUGAGCUGUGAGCGGCCAGCUACAUCAGAAGAAGCUUUAUGUAUUUUGAGUCUGAACAUCCAAGGUCAACGACUCGUCAGUACCUGGACCCAGUGUAGGAGCAGGCACUAAAUGGACCAUGAUUGGCAGCACCUGUGUCUCAAGGGAAGCUGUUACUCCUGUAAGAGUGUCUGCCCGGGGGAAAAACAUGAAUGAGCAGCAGGGGGAAAAGGAACCCCUAAAUCUGUAUUUCUCAACCUAGGUGCCGAUGUAGGAACUGUGCAAGCUUCUACAACAACACUGUUUCUAUGUCAAUAAAACCGCACCCCAACAUGGCUCAUGGACUAAGCCAAGACAGCUUCCUCCUCAGCACUGUGGGGCUAUAAGCACUCAGGCCCAGUUUUGUAGAACUCAUGGCCUUGCAGUCUUAACUGCCAGGAGAUUCCCUCGUUAAAGAAAAACCAUGUACGUAUCCAGAGGAGCACGGAGCUGAUGAGUCAGUGGGCGAGGCUUAUCAACGUAAGGCUGAUCUUCUACGGGAUCAGAGGACAGCCUAGGGUGAAGCGAGAAGAAGGAUGUUGACAGCCCUGGGAAGGAGGAGAUUCAGAGCAAGCUGGCACGGUGC
This is a messenger RNA of Rattus rattus (black rat), 1052 nucleotides long. RefSeq names its product transmembrane protein 273 (gene Tmem273). Lineage: Eukaryota; Metazoa; Chordata; Mammalia; Rodentia; Muridae. The transcript is spliced from 6 exons. The record is from RefSeq and is a predicted model, not a curated record. Bases 1 to 459 code for a protein of 152 amino acids.